Trypanosoma grayi is the source of this 1758-nucleotide messenger RNA. RefSeq lists its product as hypothetical. Gene Ontology annotation, cellular component: trans-Golgi network membrane. Bases 1 to 1758 code for a protein of 585 amino acids. The record is from RefSeq and is a predicted model, not a curated record. The transcript has a single exon. NCBI's taxonomy places the organism in Eukaryota, Euglenozoa, Kinetoplastea, Trypanosomatida, Trypanosomatidae.
AUGGCCGUCAACGCCAAGUUGCACUCCGUGCUGGAGUACGUGCGGGACAUGAACAACCCGUAUGUGUGUCUUGUACAGAAGGCCAUGAACGCCGACGCCGCCAUCGUCCCAUUCUACCAGGUCGAGGAGGUGCGGGAGGCCAGCUUUCAGUCCGACUACGCCUGCGAGAUGAUCAUGAAGGCACUCGCGCCGAGGCUAGAUGAGGCCUCGACUGUCACCGUCAAUAAGGCGCUCACACUCUUCCGCGUGCUCUUCCUCGAGGGCGCCAGUAGCCUCCGCACGCGCAUGGCGCAAGUGCGCGGCAGUCUGCUGCGCAUCGCGAACCUGCAGGGCGUGCGCAGUGGCACGUUGGAGGCGUCCAACAAGGAUCUCGCCGCCGCCCUCCUGCAGGCGAUGGAGGGGAACAGCGACGCGCUCGCCGCGUUCUCGUCCGCGUAUACGAGCGGGACGAAGGAGGCGGAGACAUCAACCUUGCAACCAUACAAGAGCGAGUUCCAGACGAUGCGGGAGAAGGAGCAGCGCCUCUACCGAAGGCAAUGCGAGGAGGAAAAGAGACAAUCGGCGGUGAUUGUGAAGGGGCGUGUCUACGAGACCUUUGACGUGAAGUUGUCGCCAGACAAACUUGUCGAACAAGUCAUCACUAACCCGAAGAAGAAAUUCGCACGACAGGAGCUUGACUCCUUUGUCACUGCCGCGACCGCGACUGGGAAUCUGCAGGAGGUGUGUGCCGAGCUCGACCGCCACCUGCAGGACGGCCGCCAGACGCUACAGAAUCGCUACAAAGUCCUUCUCGUGGUGGAGGCGCUUGUUUGCAGCGGAGCGGAGGCAGUUCAGGGGUACUUCUGCGACCACAGCACCGGCAUCCGCCGUCACCUUGAAAUAAACCCCGCCGACAACCCGGUGAAGGCGGAGGCGGCCAGGGGUAUCGCCCAGCGCGUUGUGCAGGCGCUGCAUGGGCAGCCGGCGUCGAUGUUGCAGACAACAGCAUCAUCAGUACCAGUAGCAGCAGCAACAACUACAUUUCCAGGGCAGCAUAGCGUCCCACAACAACAACAACAACAACAGCAAGAUCAACAGCAGCGGUCCGCAUCAAUGCAAAUUGACGAUUUGUUCUCUGAUCUGUCAUUUAGGAGGGCGCCGGCACCUUCCCCUGGAUCGAAGCAGACCACCAGCACUAACACUGACGAUAUUUUUGACACAUCUCAGUUCAAUCAGCCAAUUUCAUCGACACCACUGUCGUCCUCUAGCGGUAUCACCGUUCUGUCGCGUGUGUUUCACCCCCACCCUCAACCAAUACCACCGUCAUCGCAGCAGUUUGAUUGUCAGCAACGGGUCGAUGCAGUGCAACAGAACAUUCCUCCAAUGAGGUCGCUGACCGCGUCGUCGCGAAAUGCCACAGAUUCAGGCUACGGGGUGACGAGUGGUGAUGUAUGGCAUCAACAACAGCAACAGCAGCAGCAAGGUGGCGCUCCAUUGAGUGGAAGUAAUGGUGUCUCGCCGCCACCGCCAAUCCCAACCCCCUCAAAUGCCAUGGGAGAAAUGCUCACAUCAGGAGGAGAAGGACCGUUCUAUCUGUCUUCUUCCCCUGCCGCUCCCCAGCAGGGACAGAAGCAGCAAAAAGAAAUCCACAAUGCGCAGAGUAUUGACAAGAUGAGACUAAUGGAGCAGCUUCAGGCACAGAUGGAGGCAACACGGCUUAUGCUGGAGCAGCAACAGGCGGCCUUCCUUGCGCUACAGGCGGAGCUGCGAAAUACAUAA